CUCCUGCAAUCGCGGUCUACGCACUACUUCCCCCACCCCACCCCCUGCGCGUUUUGUUCCCAGCAACACAGAUGCGUGAGCUAACUCGUGUGACAGCCACAUUCCAGCCCUCUACACCCUACACCCCGCCUUCCCCCGUACAGGCCUUGGGCCUUGGCGCCAGUAACUCCUGAAUACACCUGGCACUGGCAUGUGACCUUGGGCACACCUGGUUCCCAGAGCUGCUGUGAGGACUGUGUUGGAAGCUGGUUUAGUCAAAGCCAGCCAGGGUUCAGGAAGGAGCUGUUUUCAUUCCUGUUGGUUGCCUCACGCAACACAGCUGUACCAGCAUGUACCAGAGAAACGCUGGCCCAUCGUGUACUCUCCACGUUACAACAUCACCUUCAUGGGCCUAGAGAAGCUGCACCCCUUUGAUGCUGGGAAAUGGGGCAAGGUGAUCAACUUCCUGAAAGAAGAGAAGCUGCUGUCUGAUGGCAUGCUGGUGGAGGCGAGGGAGGCCUCGGAGGAGGACCUGCUGGUGGUGCACACAAGGCGCUAUCUCAACGAGCUGAAGUGGUCCUUUGUGGUGGCUACCAUCACUGAGAUCCCCCCUGUCAUCUUUCUCCCCAACUUCCUUGUGCAGAGGAAGGUGUUGAGGCCCCUGCGGACCCAGACUGGAGGCACCAUCAUGGCGGGGAAGCUGGCUGUGGAACGAGGCUGGGCCAUCAAUGUUGGUGGUGGCUUCCACCACUGCUCCAGUGACCGUGGUGGGGGCUUCUGUGCCUAUGCAGACAUCACACUGGCUAUCAAGUUCCUGUUUGAACGUGUGGAAGGCAUUUCCAGAGCUACCAUCAUUGAUCUGGAUGCCCACCAGGGCAAUGGGCACGAGCGAGACUUCAUGGGCGACAAGCGUGUAUAUAUCAUGGAUGUUUACAACCGCCACAUCUACCCCGGGGAUCGCUUUGCUAAAGAGGCCAUCAGGCGGAAGGUGGAGUUGGAGUGGGGCACAGAAGAUGAGGAGUAUCUGGAGAAGGUGGAGAGGAAUGUGAGGAGGUCCCUCCAGGAGCACCUGCCUGAUGUUGUGGUGUACAACGCCGGCACAGACGUCCUGGAGGGAGACCGCCUUGGCGGGCUGUCCAUCAGCCCAGCGGGCAUUGUGAAGAGGGAUGAAGUGGUUUUCCGGGUGGUCCGAGCCCAUGAUAUACCCAUCCUCAUGGUGACCUCGGGUGGGUACCAGAAGCGCACAGCCCGCAUUAUCGCCGACUCCAUCCUCAAUUUGCAUGACCUGGGGCUCAUUGGGCCUGAGUUUCCCUAUGUCCCGGCACGGAACUCAAGCAUCCCCCUGCUUUCCCGUGCUGUGCCUUGACGGCUACUCACAGAACAUUAUCAUACCUGCCCCCCCACCCCAUCCACCCGCCCACCCGCCUGUGUUUGUUGCUGUCAAGACAGCUGCCAGUGAGCAUGGAGGGGCAGGAAGAGCAGGAGCCAGCCUUGCUGGCCAUUCCUCCACUCCCCACCAGGUGCCCAAGGGUCUCUGGGCCUUGGGGUGGAAGAGCUGAGUCCCGGGGAGGAGCCCACUGGGAUGCAAGCAGGUCAUCAGGAGUCAGGGAAGACAGCUUAGCUGCAGCCACAGGGAGGACCUCUGGGAUGGGGUGCCUGCUGUCCAGAUCAGCCAGAAGAAGGGCCCUCCCUGACCCAGUUGGCUUACUUCCUCCCUUCAGUCUGGAGAGGGUCCCCUCCUGGAUGAUGGUGCCCAUAGGUCUGAGGAAAGUUUCCAUAGCCAGCCUCCAGGGGGCACUGGGUUCUCAGCUAACAGGUAAUAGUCUCUGAUAGAGAUUUGGAGGUCUGAAGAAGGAAGCUAGGAUUUUCCAGUUUGGGUUCCCUCAAUAGAUCAAGCCCCCCUAUGUUGAUGGGGUGGGACAUUGAGAAUGCCCAAGGCCCCCAACUUUGGCAGUAAUCUCCUCUGUUCAGCAUGGAAACAAGUUUGGGAUGAGUGUUUAGCUCAGGAGUGACUCUCCAAGCUGGAGUUUAUAAUGGGCUGCUCACCAGGAUGGAGAGAAGGUGAGGCCUAGCAGACAGGAAUGAGAUGGAGACUGGCAGCCAAGCUAGCCCUAGGUAGGGCUUGCUGGAGGGAGGGCAGCCAAGGUAACAUUUAGGUACAGUGGCCAUGCAGACCUUGGGUGAGCUGCAGUCUCCAGUGGCCUCACCCAAAGUGCCCAAUUUUCAUCUCUGGGGCCCCAAGGUCUACCUGCCCUCCGGCCAUUCUACCCUGAAGGGACAGCCAGGGCCCUCCAUGAUGUAGGCAGGAAAGCACCCACCCCUAGCCAGUGAUUGGCAGCAUAACCAAAGGCACAGGGGGUAAGAGGAUGUGGGCCAGCUGGGCUUCCUCCUGCCCUGGAUCUGCCCCAACUACAGGACUCAUAUUCAUUACCAUGUGGGUAUUCCCACAGCCUUCAUGGCGUCCUUCAUGCUCCCUCUGCUGGAGUUGGGAGGAUGCCAAAGUCACCAGUUGUCUAAACCACUGACCUAGACCAAACCCCACAGUACUAAUGCAGCUCCACACCCCUCUGCCAUGACCUCUCUGCAUCUGACUGGAGGUUCCUCCCAGGACACUGGGGAGUGGUGACAGCAGUCUGUUACUGUGGAGUUUCUCUCUGAGUACCAUACAGGCUCCAGGUUGUUGCUGUGUGUUCUGAGGUAGACAGACCUGCCUCCUGAGGACCACUGGAAAUAAAGAUUCAAAAUUCACCAAUCCAGACACCGAA
Rattus norvegicus (Norway rat) is the source of this 2744-nucleotide messenger RNA. NCBI's taxonomy places the organism in Eukaryota, Metazoa, Chordata, Mammalia, Rodentia, Muridae. The record is from RefSeq and is a predicted model, not a curated record.